Epinephelus fuscoguttatus (brown-marbled grouper) is the source of this 2817-nucleotide messenger RNA. RefSeq names its product prostaglandin reductase 2-like. The record is from RefSeq and is a predicted model, not a curated record. Bases 262 to 1305 code for a protein of 347 amino acids. The transcript has 8 exons. Gene Ontology annotation, biological process: prostaglandin metabolic process. Gene Ontology annotation, molecular function: 15-oxoprostaglandin 13-reductase [NAD(P)+] activity. Lineage: Eukaryota; Metazoa; Chordata; Actinopteri; Perciformes; Serranidae.
ACCCUCUCGAGCUGCGCUAAGUGGCACUGUGGUCUGUUGAUUUUCUUUGCUAGCUUACAGUCAAUAAAAGUAACCUAUCUGUGGUAAUGUAAAGACAACAUUUAGAGCAGGUUUUGUCGUGAGUCGGACAUUUUCUCGUGUUGCGCUCACCUUUGAAGACUUCUAGCACUGUGACCUAAAAGCUGACGCUCGUUGCCAGGUCUGGUUAUUUAUUCAGGUACGUCUUAGCUCAGAUAUCAAGGCGAACGUUACUUUUCAAGGAUGCAGGUGCAGAGAGUCGUUCUCAACUCAAGACCAGGUACAAACGGAGUGCCAGUUCCUGAAAAUUUCCGUGUGGAAGAAACAACUUUGACACCUGACCUGAAAGAUGGAGAGGUCCUUGUUCGGACACUUUACCUCUCAGUCGACCCUUACAUGCGGUGCAGAAUGAAUGAAGACACUGGUGUUGAUUAUGCAGCCCCAUGGCAGCUGUCUGAGAGUGUGGACGGUGGAGGUGUCGGCGUGGUUCAGUCCAGUCGCUGCAGCACUUACAGUGAGGGAGAUGUGGUCACUUCAUUCAACUGGCCUUGGCAGACGCAUGCUGUUAUGAAAGGAAGUGUCCUACAGAAGGUUGAUUCACGGUUGGUUGACGGACACUUGUCCUACUUUUUGGGUGCAGUUGGUCUGACAGGUCUCACUGCACUGUUGGGCAUCAGGGAGAAGGGUCAUGUGACCAAAGGGGCCAAUCAGACCAUGGUGGUGAGCGGCGCUGCUGGGGCCUGUGGAUCUAUAGCUGGACAGAUUGGCCGGAUGGACGGUUGUGUGAGAGUGGUUGGGAUUUGUGGUUCUGAUGAGAAGUGCAAAGCUUUAGUGGACGACCUGGGCUUCUCUGCAGCCAUCAACUACCGCACAGAGGACGUCUCUGCAAAGCUGAAGGAGUGCUGCCCUGAUGGGAUAGAUGUUUACUUUGACAAUGUAGGAGGUGACAUCAGCGAUGCUGUCAUCACACAGAUGAACAAGGACAGCCAUGUGAUCCUGUGUGGGCAGAUCUCACAGUACAACAAGGACGUGCCUUAUCCUCCGCCCCUGAGCGAGGAGAUACAGGAAACCCUGCAGAAGAAGAACAUCACCCGGGAGCGAUUCACGGUGCUUAACUACAUGCACAAAGCGGACGCUUCCCUGUAUGAACUCAGCCAGGGAGUUAAAUCAGGCCACGUCAAGGUGCUGGAAACUGUAGUGAACGGCAUUGAAAAGAUGGGAGAUGCAUUUUGCUCUAUGAUGAAAGGCGGAAAUGUCGGCAAGCAAAUUAUAAAGAUAUCAGAGUGAGGAGAAUCACUGGAGCUGCUCUCACCAGACAGAGGCCUUGUUACCUACAGCUGCCUUUUGUGUCACUGUCAUCAACACUAACUUAAUGAACUCUAGAAUAAUACUGCAUCGAUUAGCUGAUGCCAGUUGAUUAUAAUUAUGAACCAUGAGUGAAAAAUCACAUUGUGUUCUUUAAAAUUGUAAAAUCAACACCACUAACAGAGCUGUCGGACUGAAGAGAAAUUGGCCAAGGACAGAAAGAAGUGGAGGGACUGUGUUGCUGCCUUAUGCACCAGCUGGCCCUGGGUAAUGGAGGAAGUGAGUAGGUGUAGAAUUAUAACUCCUUGUACCAUACCAGUACCAUGUGUCAGUGUAAUGAAUUCACUUGAGAGAAAAAAAAUGCUCUGUUUUUCUGAAUUAAGAUUAUUAUCUACUUGAUUCAGGGAAAAAAGCAGAUUUUUUCAUGGAAAAAAUUUUUAAAAUUCUGAGAUAAGGCUUUUUAAUUCUGAAAAAUUUGAUUCAUGAAAACUCACAAUUCCUCCAUAACAAUCUUGUUUAGACAGAAUUUUUUAUUUUUUUCUCAGAAUUCUAACAUUAUGUUAAUAAUUCAGAAAAGCAAUCUCUUGUCAUGAAAACAUUUCAGAAACUAACAACGAAAUAAAACAGUAGAUUUUUUUCCAUGAUAGUAUUUCUCAUAACUCUGAGCUAAUACUCUUUUUAGUUCAGAAAAACAGGAGCAGAAUUUUUUCCAUUCAAAUUUUUAUCUGAAUUGUUUCUGAAAACUUUUAAGAAAGGCUGAAAUUCUUUUUUUUCAUGGAAAUUUCUCAUAAUUCAAAGAUAAUAAUCUUGUUAAUUCAGGAAAACCAGCUGAUUUUUUUUUUUGAAAACAGUUCUCAUUAUUCUAAGAAAGGCUACUGAUCGCCUUAAUUCAGGAAAAACAAGAGCAGACAUUUUCAUGAAAACUUUCAAAAUUCUUGUUAAUUCAGAAAAACUAUUUAUAUUUUCUCUAUAAAAAAUGGCUCUCAUACUUUGAUAAUCUCAUUAUGUCAGAAAAACAAGUAGGUUUUUUUCUUGAAAAAAAUCUUAGAAUUCAGAGAUUAUUUAUUUCAGAAUUAAAAAGAUUAUAAUUUUUCCACAAAAACAGUCUUAAGACAAAUUUUACUUUAUUCUCAGAAUUCUGACAUUUUGUCAUUAAUUUAGAAAAACUGAGCAUUCUGUCUUCAUGAAAACUUUUCAGAAAUCUGAAAUAAAACAGUAGACAGUGUUGUUUUCCAUUAUAACUUUUCUCAUAAUCCGGAGAUAACAAUCUUGUUAAUUCAGAAAAACAAGCAGAAUUUUUUUCCAUUUUAAAUUUUUCUCAGAAUUGAGAUGGUCAUUUAUUGAGAAAAAUGAAGAAGUCUUUCUGAAAAGUUUUCAGAAAACUGAAAUAAAUUUUUUCCAUGAAAAACUUUCUCAUAAUACAGAGGUAAUAAUCUUGUUAAUUCGUAAAAACGAGCAGGUUCUUUUUUUCAUAUAAACUUUUCUUAGAAUUCU